Symsagittifera roscoffensis is the source of this 663-nucleotide messenger RNA. Its product is annotated as synaptojanin-2-binding protein-like. The record is from RefSeq and is a predicted model, not a curated record. Gene Ontology annotation, biological process: establishment or maintenance of epithelial cell apical/basal polarity; embryo development; receptor clustering. Gene Ontology annotation, molecular function: protein binding. NCBI's taxonomy places the organism in Eukaryota, Metazoa, Xenacoelomorpha, Acoela, Convolutidae. The transcript has 3 exons. Gene Ontology annotation, cellular component: basolateral plasma membrane; cell junction. The coding region runs from base 22 to 498 and encodes 158 amino acids.
CUUAUUAAAUAGACCUGACCAAUGUCCGCCGAUUCAGAAACUCUGAAAAUAUUGCUUGAUAAAGGGUCAAAAGGACUCGGUUUUCACAUUAGAGGAGGAUAUGAUAAUCAACAUAUUCCGGGUGAUACAGGAAUUUUUGUCACUCGACUGAAAGAAGGGGCAGCCGCACACAGUGAUGGGAGACUCAAGGAAGGAGAUCGGAUCCUAGAAAUUGACGGUGUCUCAGUUCGCAACGUCACGCACAACGAAGCAGUCUCUCUGUUUCUACGAACAGGAAAUACCUGCCAACUGUUGGUCGAGCAGGACGCCGAGCGAAAGGCACUGGCACGAGCCACCUCAGCAAUCCAAACUAAUUCGCUUUUAACAUCACCCUCAUCCUCAAACAAUAGUAUGUUCACUGCCUCCAAUGUCAUCCUUGCAACAACCGGUGCUUUAGCUCUGUCGCUUAUCACGUUGUAUCUCGCACGAAAGAGAGGAUGGAACUUGUUCAGAAGAUGAACUUCAAGUUGUUUUUACUAAAAAUUGUCGAAAACUACGUUAUUUCGCUUGUAGAAGAGGAAGGGCGUAGACAUCAAUGUUGAACUCAAUUUCAGUUACCCACGUUUUGCAGACAAAUUUGAAAAUUUAGAUUUUAUAUAAAUAAAUUAAAAUAUUGCCUAAGAA